CUCAGGGUCGAAGGUUUCGCCCUGUCUGCACCGACCCCCACCUCCUGGCCGCACCUCUCGACCCCAACCCUCAGUUGACCGACUCCUGGCACAGCAGUGAGGAAGCUCGAGCACUCUGCACCCGGGGAGCGAGACAUUUACGGUGUUAAUGAAUACAUCCCUGGAUUUAGCAGUGGGCCGAAGCAUGAUGAACAACCCUGUCUGUGGUUCCUGAAUAUCGUGAUUGGUUAAUGUCUAUAUGAAGGAAGCAUGGCUCAUGGAAUCCCCUCCCAAGGCAAAGUUACAGUGGCAGUGGACGAGUACAGCUCAAAUCCCACACAGGCUUUUACACAUUACAAUAUUAACCAAAGCAGGUUCCAGCCUCCACAUGUACAUAUGGUAGACCCUAUACCAUAUGAUACUCCAAAACCAGCCGGCCACACACGUUUUGUCUGCGUUUCCGACACACACUCCAGAACAGAUGGCAUCCAGAUGCCGUACGGGGACAUCCUCCUACAUACGGGUGACUUCACUGAGCUGGGGCUGCCUUCUGAGGUUAAGAAGUUUAAUGACUGGUUAGGAUCUUUACCGUACGAAUAUAAAAUAGUGAUCCCUGGGAAUCAUGAACUGACUUUUGAUAAGGAAUUUAUGGCCGACCUUGUGAAACAGGAUUACUACCGAUUCCCCUCUGUUUCCAAAUUGAAACCUGAAGACUUUGACAAUGUGCAAUCACUCCUUACCAAUUGUAUUUAUUUACAAGAUUCAGAGGUGACAGUAAAGGGAUUCCGAAUAUACGGCGCACCAUGGACACCGUGGUUUAACGGAUGGGGCUUUAAUCUCCCAAGAGGUCAGUCUUUACUUGACAAGUGGAACCUAAUUCCAGAGGGCAUCGAUAUAUUAAUGACUCACGGUCCCCCUCUCGGUUUCCGAGACUGGGUACCCAAGGAAUUGCAAAGAGUCGGUUGUGUAGAAUUGCUUAACACAGUGCAGAGACGUGUACGGCCCAAGUUACAUGUUUUUGGUGGCAUUCAUGAAGGUUACGGCAUUAUGACCGAUGGUUACACAACAUAUAUCAAUGCCUCAACGUGUACAGUCAGCUUUCAACCAACCAAUCCUCCAAUUAUUUUUGACCUUCCAAACCCCCAAGGAUCAUGAAGACCCAAUGCACAGAUGGUCUAUAAACUGCCAUUUUUGUUUUUAUCAUUAAAGGGUUUGUUUCGUGUAUCUAUUUUAAGAUUACAUGUUUUGUUUCUAUUAUAAAUAUUAUUAUUAAUAUUAUUUUUAAUUAUUGGUACAAAAAAAGAAAAAAAAAAAACUUGUGUUCCAAGAACCAAGACAGUUUCUUAAAUGAUCAACCCGCUUGAGGUUGUUAGUGGAUUCCAGUCCAUUUGUUAAUUGUUCAUAUCCCAAAAACAUUGCCAAACUUUUUUUAAAGAAGUUAUUCACUUAAAUGAAAAAUGUUAAAAAAAAUAAGCUUUGAUAAACAGCAUUGUAAAACCACCGGGAUUUGCACAAGUUAAUAUUAUGUGUUUUGUAUGCCUCUGUCUUUAUUUUUUUUAAUGACUGUUUUGUUGUUCUUUUUGUUCCAAACUUCUGUCUCCAGUGCACCUUUCCAUCUAUUCUAUAUAUUUUUUUUGUUUAUUUUGGGUAAAAAAUGCCUUUUUAUAAUAAAUAUGAAAUUCAUUAUCUUUUCUUUUUUUAUUAUUUUAUUAUUUUAAUUAAAUUAUUAUUGCUUUAAUAUGUAUGGGGCUUAAGAAGCUGUAAGCAUCAUUAAUGCCGUGCAGUAAAAAUCAUGUAAAUGCAGAAUCCUUUUAAAUAUGGAUUUAUAAAUAUAUAUAUAUAAGUAUUUUUUGUGUGUUAUUUCAAAAAAUAUGGAUUUAAUAUUGGCAGCGUGGUAUCAGCAAAAAAUAUACUGUACAGCUAUACUAAAUUAUAAAGGACAGACACAUUUGCAAGUGUUCUGUACUUUGUGCAGUUUUUAGGCAUGUAUAGAAUUAAAUAAAAAAUAAGCAAGCCAAAAAGGGCUUAGUUUCUCUUCUCUUUUUAAAUGUUCUUGAAUUCCUCCCAAAGUUUUUCUUUUACUCACUUUUUUCUUUUUUUCUUCUUAUUUUGCACUGUGUGUAAAAGCAAUCUUGCUGACACAAAAAUGUUGUUGCAUAUAGCUCUUUCUGUUAUAUUCCUGUAAAUGCUUUUUCCCCCUCAAGGCUUUGUCCUGUUUUAUGUUAUCUUGUUACGUUUAGAAAAUCAGUUGUUUCUUUUAAAUUAAUUGUGAUAUUAUAUAUCUAGCGCCUUUAUAUGCAAAUAAAAUUGCAAGAUUUUUAAAUAA
Molecule: messenger RNA, 2305 nt
Organism: Bombina bombina (fire-bellied toad)
Lineage: Eukaryota; Metazoa; Chordata; Amphibia; Anura; Bombinatoridae
Gene: MPPED2
Product: metallophosphoesterase domain containing 2
Exons: 7
Coding region: 250-1134 (294 amino acids)
Molecular function (GO): hydrolase activity
Source: RefSeq, a predicted model, not a curated record